AUGGAUACAAAUCCCUUCCGCGACCCAGCGGGGUUCUCUACUACGUUUCCCGACUUGAUGAACGACCCGGCUUUCGAUGAGAGGGACAAGGGUCUUGAGGACAUGGAUACCUGCCGGAUAUGUCACGGAGAGGCCACGGAGGAAGACCCGUUGUUCUACCCUUGUAAAUGCAGUGGAAGCAUCAAGUUUGUUCAUCAGAGUUGUCUGGUUGAAUGGUUAGCACACUCGCAGAAGAAGCACUGUGAGCUGUGCAAAACAGCGUUCCGUUUCACCAAAUUAUACGACCCCAAUAUGCCACAAAACCUCCCGACGCCCUUAUUUUUGAGACAAGCGUUGAUACAAUCUUUCGGAACAUUCGUCACUUGGCUGCGAUUUGGUCUUGUUGCCUUUGUCUGGCUAGGGUGGUUGCCGUGGUCAAUGCGCGCAAUCUGGAGGGCACUCUUUUGGCUUGCAGAUGGCCGAUGGUCCACUGGUGCCGCAAGUCAACAACAGGCGGCAGCUGAGGGCCUGGUAAAUGCCGUUUCAAAUCAUACCACGGGUGGUACUGGUACUGUUGUGGCCAACUCGUUAAUCUCAACAGUCUCCAGUGCGAUUCAAUCUUCUGCCAGUGCCGCGCCAGUAGUGCAGUCACCAACCGAGGGCUUUUCUACUGGAGAGCCAAUGAUGUUCUCGUUUAUCAAAAAAGUGAUACCGAGUCUCUUCCUUCCUGCUUUGACCUCGCCCGUGAGUCACAAUGGCUCCAUAUCGACCAACGUGACUGGGGUAUCAAGGGCUCGGUAUCCGUCGUGGCUAUCUGAUGUGAAGCUCCUCAAGACAUUGACCCCCUAUCCGACCAUCAACAAUAUGAUAAUCGAUACUCUAGAAGGACAGCUCAUCACUAUUCUGGUAGUGCUUGCCUUCAUACUUCUGUUUUUGAUUCGAGAAUGGGUUGUCCAGCAGCAACCUAUGGCCAACAUCGCUGAUGGGGAACGAGAAGCCGCCAUGCAAUUGAAUGCAAAUGUCAACCGCAUGAAUGAUCAAGUGCAACCGGCCCAACCACCCCAACCUGCCCGGCUUAGGGCGAACUUUGACAUCCAUGAACAGCAUGGCUUCGCCCUUGAGGAACAAGACGAAUUUCCGAUGCGUCCUCGUGUUGGAUCUCCCGCUCCGUCCUGGACUGACUCUGAUGAUGGUCUGCCAGCCUUGGACAGACCCUCUGGGUCUCUUAAUACCCUGAUCGAUGGUUACCCUUCAGCUAACUCAGCGGAAGGGACCGCAAGUCCAAUGUCUGACCACCAGGACCAUCCUUCUAAUUCUGGCGUGGCUGGUUUCAGAGAUAUACUGGCUCGCUCCAAUGGAGACCGCGAUGAAAUAUUACGCCUAAUCCGCGAUGAAGGCCGCGAGGAGGAGCUCGGUUGGAUCGUAAAUGCGUUAACAUCGGGUUCUCAGGACGAAAACUUGGCGGGACCUUCAAACCGCGCAAACGGAUCUGAUGUUGGUGACAUGUUUGGUCAUCGUGAUUUGUUAAACCCGGAAGACAACGAAAAUAUCCACCAGCAGCAGAUUCAACCAGAUGGCCAGCGCUUACCCCAAGUCCAACAUCUCCAACAUCAGGGAUCACCCUUUCAAGAGGCCGCGGCGCAACAAACCCCACAGGCAGAACUCGAAAGCCGCAAAGGUAUUACCGAAAGACUGGUGCAUUGGUUCUGGGGAGAUAUUACUGCGGGCGAGCAAGACCCCGCUGAUGCAGAGACACCAGAAGCUGCGCAUUUUGCUCAAGAUCCAGCAUUAGAAGAACCGUUCGUCCCUGCCCAGAACCGAUUAGAAGACCCACUUGCUGAAGGGGACUUGGCUAUGGCAGCAGAAGCUGGAUUGGAUGCAAACGACAUGGAUGCAAUUGAGGGGGAUGACUUUGAAGGAAUCAUGGAUUUAAUCGGCAUGCAAGGCCCGAUAUUUGGCCUCUUACAAAACGGUGUCUUUUGUGCUCUUCUGAUUGCCUUCACAGUCACCGUUGGCAUCUGGCUUCCCUACCUAUGGGGGAAGAUUGCUCUGGUUUUAUUGGCCAACCCAUUGGAAUUGAUUGUCGGUGUUCCGAUGACUACCUUGACGGUAGUCACAGACAUUGCACUCGAUACUUUGAUCGGUGUUGUCGGAUACGUCAUGUACUGUUUGACAUUCAUUUGCAAAGUAGUGAUGAGUCCUUUGGUUGCAUUCGUUCCCCUGGGGGAUUGGAUACCACGAGGCAAAUCCGUCACAAGUGCAUCCCUUUCCCUUAUCGACGCCAGCAGUCACCGCUUGAACAAAGUGGUAAAAGCAUUCCUUGUUUUCAACGAAUCUGAUAUCCCUAUGUUCUCUGUCCUUUCCCACCAGGCACUCAGACUGCACCAAGCUCGUUUCCUGGCCUUCUUCAAAUCAAUGUUCUCCAUAACCAAAUUUGCUCUGCACGACUUUCCUUUGCGCUUGUUCACGCUUGGGGUUCCCGGAGCGCUCUCUUUCGACCUAGACCUUUCACAGGCAAAGGAAUAUGCGAUGCAUCUUCAGCAGCAUGUCGGCAAUUUCACCCGGUCUCAAUUGUAUUCGAGUACCGGAACAAAACUGCUGAAUGCAAGUGCUGCCAAAGCAGUUUCAGGAUCCGUGCCUGUCGACUAUGAUCUUGCCGUGUGGGAUACCAAGGACCGUGCUAUCGCCAUAUCCAUGGGGUACCUGCUUGCCACGAUUAUGGGAUAUCUAUACUUACGGAUCACUGGGUUCCUGGCUGGACCCAACCGAGGGCAGCGAAUCGAAGGUGUCGUUGCCGAGGUUCUUCUUCAAGCUGGGGGAGUGAUGAAAGUUAUCCUCAUCAUCGGUAUUGAGAUGAUCGUCUUUCCACUCUACUGUGGCACAUUGCUAGACCUUGCCCUACUUCCUCUUUUCUCCGAAGCAACAAUGACUUCCCGUAUUGCUUUUACUACAGGAUAUCCGCUCACGUCGCUUUUCGUACACUGGUUCAUUGGCACAUGCUACAUGUUCCACUUUGCACUAUUUGUGUCCAUGUGCCGAAAGAUCUUGAGAACAGGUGUUCUCUACUUCAUUCGAGAUCCAGAUGAUCCUACGUUUCACCCCAUUCGCGAUGUCCUGGAGCGCAGCAUUACGACUCAACUCCGUAAAAUCGGCUUCAGUGCCCUUGUAUAUGGCACGUUGGUCAUCAUUUGCUUGGGAGGAGUUGUGUGGGGUCUGGAUUUUGCAUUCGAGGGUGUUCUACCCAUACACUGGUCCGCUAGGGCCCCCAUGCUUGAAUUCCCGGUUGACCUUUUGUUCUACAAUUUCAUUAUGCCACACAUCAUCCAAUCCUUCAAGCCUUCAGAUGCGCUACACGACCUGUACGACUGGUGGUUCCACCAAUGUGCGCAUUUCCUACGACUCAGCAACUUCUUCUUUCCGGACAGACGCCCAGAAGAGGAAGGGCAUUACGUUUACCGGACUUGGUGGGGCGUGUUUGCAGCCAGUAAUGGUGAGUGGGAACGUCCUGUGAUUGGGGCAGCUGAACAGGCUGCUGCAGAGAACGAAAACCGUGAGGUGUAUUUCUUGCGCGAUGGCCGAUACGUCCGGGCUCCUGCCUCAGACCAGGUUCGCAUACCUAAAGGAACCCAAGUUUUCUUGGAUGUGACCGAGAACAAUGAACGUGUUGAUGGGAAAGUCGAUGUGGAAGAUGGACUGCAUGGCCGUUCCAGCAACAUGUUUGCCAAAGUCUACAUCCCUCCUUACUUCCGUCUCCGAAUCGCCGCGUUUAUUCUCUUCAUCUGGCUGUUUGCUGCCACCACUGGAGUAGGAAUCACCAUUAUUCCGCUCGUUAUCGGGCGGAAGAUGAUAUCGUUAUUUUUCUCCAGCUCUGUCCCUGUGAAUGAUAUUUAUGCAUUCUCUAGCGGCCUAUGCGCCGUUUUCAGUUUUGGUUACGUGAUGUAUUACUGUCGCGUUGCAGUACAAGCCAUUCGAGGAAACUCAUGGGCAUACUUGCGGUCUCCAACUCGGCUCGUCAGGCUUUCUGCAUCCAUCGCACUCGAUGCUGGGCGCCUGUUUUAUAUAUCUGUCAUCUUUGCCGUUCUGUUACCGACUCUUUUUGCACUUCUUACGGAGCUCUAUGUGCUGAUUCCUUUGCAUACCUUAUUUGGGGAUGGAAAAUCCCAUGUCGUUCAUGUCGUUCAAGAUUGGACGCUAGGUGUACUUUACGUCCAGAUGGCUCUCAAGUUGACUUCUUGGCAUCCUCAGUCCUGGGCCGCGGCCGUUCUUAAUGGCAUAUUUCGCGAUGGUUGGCUUCGCCCCAAUGUGCAUCUUGCCACGAGGGCUCUCGUUCUCCCCUUGUUGCUCUUCACAGCUGCUGCCGUUGUUGUACCCCUCUCAAUUGGCGGUAUUCUGGGAUACACCGUUCUCUACUGGGUUGAGGCGCAGCAAAAGAUUUACCGCUAUGCUUACCUCUCUACCCUCCUACUUGCCUUGGCCUCUUGGACUGCCCACCUCUUACUCAAGUGGGUCACCAUCUGGCGUAUGAACAUGCGGGAUGAUGUGUACCUCAUCGGAGAGCGAUUGCAUAAUUUCAGUGAGAAGCGGGCACGGGACGUUGGUGUUCCGCGGAGAGUGAUCACAGGGUGA
Molecule: messenger RNA, 4605 nt
Organism: Penicillium verhagenii
Lineage: Eukaryota; Fungi; Ascomycota; Eurotiomycetes; Eurotiales; Aspergillaceae
Product: E3 ubiquitin-protein ligase SSM4
Exons: 2
Coding region: 1-4605 (1534 amino acids)
Cellular component (GO): endoplasmic reticulum membrane
Molecular function (GO): zinc ion binding
Source: RefSeq, a predicted model, not a curated record